Molecule: messenger RNA, 519 nt
Organism: Aspergillus candidus
Lineage: Eukaryota; Fungi; Ascomycota; Eurotiomycetes; Eurotiales; Aspergillaceae
Exons: 1
Coding region: 112-372 (86 amino acids)
Source: RefSeq, a predicted model, not a curated record
CCGGACUGUGUAUCCCCAUUGGUAAUAAGCACCUCACCAAAAAAACUGGGUGGUUUUCUUCUGUUUCUCCCUGCUCGGAAGGGGGGAGGCGGGUAUUUGAACCUUCUCAUUAUGAUAGAAGGAGGCAUUUUUGAUUCUUUUUUUUUUUUUACUUCUCAUCUUUCUAUACAGGCGCAUGUGUUCUAUGUUUAUUUUUUUCUUCUUCUCCUUUUGUGCUACUUAGCAUAUGGGCUUAGUUUGGUCUUUAUGUUUCAUGCCAAUGCAACGGAGAGUCAUGACCUUGAGCAGCUGUUUUUCUUUCCCAUCUUCACCCAUCUGCUGGACGAUGCUUCUGGACGUAAGCAUUGUGACAGGUUCACCAUUACUUUUUAGUUUUCUUUUCUUUUCUUUCUUUCUUUCUUUCCUUUCCUUCUUCCAUUUUUUCUUUCUUCCCAUCUUAUAUACCUUCUAAUCCUCAUCUCCCUUCAGCGACUAGUGUUUGUUUAGUGACAUGGCGGUUUCAUUUUAUGACUUUGAUGA